Molecule: messenger RNA, 4545 nt
Organism: Pundamilia nyererei
Lineage: Eukaryota; Metazoa; Chordata; Actinopteri; Cichliformes; Cichlidae
Product: zinc finger protein GLI2-like
Exons: 14
Coding region: 53-4264 (1403 amino acids)
Biological process (GO): smoothened signaling pathway; regulation of transcription by RNA polymerase II
Cellular component (GO): nucleus
Molecular function (GO): DNA-binding transcription factor activity, RNA polymerase II-specific; RNA polymerase II cis-regulatory region sequence-specific DNA binding
Source: RefSeq, a predicted model, not a curated record
GGAAGGACAGAAGGAGAGAGCAGAAGACUGAGGAGAAGGUCGGCUCUCGACCAUGGAGACUUCACCACAGAGAGCCACAGAUAAAAAAGACAAAAUGGACGGUAGCGGAUUCACCGACCUCCCAAAGAAACCCUCACCCUCAGAGACCAGAGCCCCCCACCACAUCUUCCCAACCUUCCACACGCCGAUCCCGAUUGACAUGCGCCAUCACGAGGGGCGAUACCACUACGAGCCUCACGCACUCCAUGCCAUGCACAGCCCUGCAGGUUUGGCCGGCAGCCCCGUCAUCUCCGACAUCUCCCUGAUUCGCCUCUCGCCAGCUGCAGUGGCCACGGGUGACUCUCCCUUCAGCCCGCCUCACCCCUAUGUCAGCCCUCACAUGGAGCACUACCUGCGCUCUGUGCACAGCAGCCCCACCCUAUCCAUGAUCUCAGCGGCCCGAGGACUCAGCCCUGCGGACUUGGCCCACGAGCAUUUGAAAGACCGUGGGCUGUUUGGACUUCCUCCUCCUCCACCUGGAGCCAGUCCGGCUGAGUAUUAUCACCUAAUGGCGAGCCACCGGAGCCCCUAUAGCGAGCUGCUCAUGCAAGGGGCCGGGGCCACGGCGGGGGCCCACCUGUCUGACUACAUCGCUCCCAUUGAUGUGUCGCGGUUCUCAAGCCCCAGACUGACACCGCGGCUCAGCAGGAAAAGGGCGCUGUCUAUCUCGCCGCUGUCCGACGCCAGCAUCGACCUCCAGACGAUGAUCCGCACCUCGCCCAACUCCCUGGUGGCAUACAUCAACAAUUCACGCUCCAGCUCGGCCGCCAGCAGCUCCUACGGACACCUGUCGGUCGGCGGGCUCAGCCCGUCCUUCCCCUUCCCUCACCCCAUCAAUCCCAUGGCCUACCAGCAGCUCCUCUCCCAGCAGCGAGGCCUCAGCGCCUUCGGCCACACUCCGCCCCUCAUCCAGCCGCCGCCCACCUUCACCACCCGCCAGGGGGCCCUCGGCCUCUCCUCGCUUCCUGCCUCCACCCACAACAGCGACCUGGUAUCCAAGAACCACAGAGGCGACUCGGCCGUCAGCAGCACAGUUGACCCCAUGAACACCAAAAGGUCAAAGGUCAAGCCUGAAGCAGAAGGACUGAGGCCAUCGUCUCCCUGUUCACCGAACCAUCACAGUGGCUUGUUGGACCUGAAGGAUGACGUGGAUCGGGACGAUUGUAAGCAGGAGCCCGAGGCUGUUUACGAAACCAACUGCCACUGGGAAGGCUGCACCAAAGAGUACGACACGCAGGACCAGCUGGUCCACCACAUCAAUAACGACCACAUCCACGGAGAGAAGAAGGAGUUCGUGUGCCGCUGGGAGGACUGUUCGCGGGAGCAGAAGCCCUUUAAAGCUCAGUACAUGCUGGUGGUUCACAUGCGCCGACACACGGGGGAGAAACCACACAAGUGCACGUUUGAGGGAUGCUCUAAGGCCUACUCCCGCCUGGAGAAUCUAAAAACCCACCUGCGCUCGCACACCGGCGAGAAGCCAUACGUCUGCGAGCACGAAGGAUGCAACAAAGCCUUUUCAAACGCCUCGGACCGGGCCAAGCACCAGAACCGGACGCACUCGAACGAGAAACCUUACGUAUGUAAGAUCCCCGGGUGCACCAAGCGCUACACCGAUCCCAGCUCUCUCAGGAAGCACGUGAAGACAGUGCACGGCCCUGAGGCCCACGUCACCAAGAAGCAGCGCAGCGACCUGCCACCCAGACCACUGCCACCCCGGGAGAACAGCGAGAAUGAGACGGGUCCAAGAGAGCGAACCCACAGGGAAGACAAAAUAUUGGAUAACAGCUCCCCCAGAGGUGUGGAGGACUACCUGCAGGUCAAAUCCAUCAAGACAGAAAACUCUAUGAUGUAUCAGUCCAGCCCUGGCGGUCAGUCAUCAUGUAGCAGCGAACCAUCACCACUUGGCAGUGCCACCAACAAUGACAGUGGAGUAGAGAUGGCGGCGCACAGCGGGGGGAGCCUAGGGGACCUCAGCACCCUGGAUGACCUGCCGUUUGUGGAGUCCUUGGGCUUUGAAGAUUCCACCAGUGGGGUCGCAGCGGUGGGUCUUCGCUUUAGAAAGCAAUUCAGCACCAGCCAGCGCCUGGAGCAUCUCAAGAAGGAGAAACUGAAGACAGUGAGGGACUCCUGCCAGUGGACCAACAACCCAACACCACCUGUGGUCCUCGGGACGAAGCUCCCACCCAUACUGGCAGGCAGUUCCCUCCUGGAGAGCCAAAAUAUGGGUGGGGGUCCGGCGUCCUUCCCUGGUUCUAGCUUUGGUGAACUGAGCUCUAGUAAAAUGACUGUGCUAGAAAACCUUUCCGAGAGACGUGAUAGCACUUCCAGCACCUUGAGCUCAGUCUACACCCUCAGUCGCCGCUCCUCAGGCAUCUCCCCUUGUUUCUCCAGUCGGCGCUCCAGCCAGGCCUCACAAUUUGGUGCCAACCGCCCCAGCAACAUCAGCUCUGCGGACUCCUAUGACCCCAUCUCUGCCGACAUCUCACGGCGUUCAAGUCAGGCCAGUCAGUGUGGUGGGAGUGGCGGAGGAGCAGGAGUGUUUGGAGCAGUGGGUCUUCCCAGCCCUCUGAGCCUGACCCCAGCCCAACACUACCGUCUCAAGGCAAAAUAUGCAGCUGCCACUGGGGGCGUACCACCUACACCUCUACCAUAUAUGGACCAAAUGUGUCUGCAAUCCCAUGCAGCCCUGUAUGAGGACUCCCAGAAACCCUCCACCAACAAAGGCCUACCUUUCAGACAGUACAGCAGCUAUGCCACAAGAAGUUUGAUGCCCCACGAAGUCCCAUCUAACAUCCCCCGUCGAGCCAGUGACCCUGUGAGACAGGUUGCCCCAGAAACUUUAAACCAGUCGCAGUUGCACCGCUACAACAGCAUGGGCACGCUGAGUGGAAGGGUGACAAUCCAGCCUUGUCCACCUCCUGCAGCAGAUCACCGACGUUUAUCUCAGCAAGACUGUCAUCGAUCAGAUGGAGGUCUUCACCGUUACCCUUAUAGUCUGCGACCACCAAGCAUUUCAGAGAAUGCUACCAUGGAGACAACAAGUCACAUCCCUGAUAAUGGAGACAAGACAAAUGAAGAUUUCCAAGGAGCCUCGGCUAUCCAGCAGCAGCACUUCAGUCAGAGAAGGAUGGCUAUUGUGAAUCUGCUCUCACAGAUUUUACCCACUUCGAGGAAUAGUCCAGGUCAACAGCAACGGAUGUGUCCACCUUCGCCAUCCAAUGUUCCAGCAAGUUCAGGACUCAUGGAUGCCUCCCAGGAGUACUCCAGACUACAGGUUCGAGGGAACCUGGCUGUGCUCCAGCAAAACCACAAUUUUGGAUCUCUUAGCAACCAUUUCAGCUCCAACCAGCAGUUGAAUCAGAACCUCACAAUGCAGCAGAGGUACAUUCAGCUGAACUCCGAGCCAGGAGCAAACUGCCUCCAGCAACAAGGAUUCCAGCAGCCAUCGAAUCUCAAUGAAGCCCUGUUAAAUGAAGUCAUCCAGCCCUAUGACAGGAAUGGUAACACCACCUAUAAGCCUUGCAUUAACACCAUUAGUGGGAGCAACUGCAAACAGGAGUCAUGUGACAUGGAGACCUUUGACUUGCACUUUGCUGAUGCUGGAUUUCAGCCUGUGCAGAUAAAAAUUGAACACACUGACACAUCAAUAUGUAACAUGAACUCCCCAAAUCCCUCACAAGUUGGAAAUCAGAACAAUUUUCAGCCAAGGCCACCAACCGAACCAAGAUCUCUGAACAAGAACCCUUCAGUUCCAAAAGUUACGCAGCAAAUGAUGCAAGCUGCUAAUGCUAACUCCGAAUUAUCCACUGCUGGAGUUUUAGGACUUCACCGCAGCAAUAAUGCUAAUGACAAUGCCUUGUACUACACAGGGCAGAUUCAAGUAUAUGAGCCUAAUGGUAAUGUAAACUGUAACAAGGUGGUGCCUCCCACUUCAAGCGCCAAUCAGACGGCAAGAACCAGUGACUGUACCACAGCACUGGAGCAGGCACAAAUAGACUUUGAUAGCAUGCUGGAUGAUGGGGAUCACUCCAGCCUCAUGUCGGGAACGCUAAGUCCAGGUCUGCUCCAGAGUUUGUCCCAGAGCUCCUCUCGCCUCACGACGCCCAGGAACUCGGUCACGUUGCCUUCGGUGCCUGCGGGGACAGGGAACAUGGCCAUCGGGGACAUGAGCUCACUGCUGACUGCUCUAGCAGAGGAGAGCAAGUUCCUCAACUUGAUGUCUUAGCCUCAAACUGUGUGCAGACAUUUUGAACCCCUGAUGCAGAAUAACCCUUCAACCCUGCAGUUGGAAUUGAUGUGAUUGUGAGCUGAAAGCUUCUGUAGCCUGCCUGUUGUUUCCUUGUACAGUCUUGUUUAUGAAUUAUUUAAAAUGGCAGUUUUUUUAGUCUUUUCAAAAAGCCAUAUCAUUCUUUUUUUUUUUUUUUUUGCCUUAGGUAGCAAAAAUGAUGAACAAGGGAGUUUAUUCAGUUGUUGUACAGGUCUGCAGUAAGAUCAGUUUACUAAGUG